AUUGAAACUCAACCAUCACCCUCUUGGCUCACUUUCGCACUCUUCCCACAGUCUGCCUCCAAGCUUGAUCUGCUAUAAGUCCUUGUCUUUGCCCGUUCAUGCGGGCUUUGACUUCUCUUUUCAGAGUCACAGCCUUUACCCAUCCUCCUCCCUCGCUUCUAGUGAGGUCGUUCACCACAAGCAGCCCCAAGCUCCGUCGAGUGCAGGUCAAGAUCAACACCGAAAUGGCCACCUCUACUACAAAGACCGGCCAGCCUCUGGAUCGCACUGCGAUCGACACUAUACUACGUCGUCGACUUUUCUAUACCCCUUCCUUCGAAAUCUAUGGCGGAGAACGUGGUCUCUUUGACUACGGACCUCCAGGAUGCGCCCUUCAAGCAAACAUUGUGGAUACAUGGAGAAAGCACUUCGUUCUUGAGGAAGAUAUGCUCGAAGUCGACUGCACCAUGUUGACUCCCGAAGCCAUCCUUAAAACCUCCGGCCACGUCGACAAGUUUGCUGAUUGGAUGUGCAAGGAUCCCAAGAGCGGCGAAAUCUUCCGUGCCGAUCAUCUGGUCGAGCAGGUCCUCGAGGCAAGACUCAAGGCUGACAAAGACGCUCGUGGGGUCAAGGUGGAAGUUGACGAGGCAAAAGAAGCCAAGAAAAAGAAGAAGAUUACUCAAAAGGCUGAAAAACUCGACGAUGCAGUCGUUCAGGAAUAUGAAGAGACCUUGGCCAAAAUUGACAACUAUGGUGGAGACGAACUUGGACAGCUGAUCCAAAAGUUCAACAUCAAAGGUCCCACGACUGGAGCAGACCUCGACCCUCCUAAGGCCUUCAAUCUCAUGUUCCAAACACAGAUCGGCCCCAGCACCGACAAGCCUAAUGGCUAUCUCCGGCCAGAAACAGCUCAGGGACAAUUCCUCAAUUUCCAAAAGCUCCUCGAAUUCAAUCAGCAGUCCAUGCCAUUUGCCUCUGCAUCUAUUGGUAAAUCCUUCCGAAACGAGAUCUCACCCCGCUCCGGACUCCUUCGUGUUAGAGAGUUCCUCAUGGCUGAGAUUGAGCAUUUUGUUGAUCCACAGAGUGGGAAGAAACAUCCAAGAUUCGAAGAAGUGAAAGACACAAAACUUACCCUGCUGAAUCGGAAAACUCAAUUGGCUGGAAGCACGAAGGCCGAUGAGGUCUCCAUCGGAGAUGCGGUCGCUUCUGGCUUGGUUGAUAAUGAAACUCUGGGGUAUUUCAUCGCUAGAAUACAACAGUUCCUCCUCAAGAUCGGCGUGGAUAGAUCGAAAUUACGCUUCAGACAACACAUGGCGAACGAAAUGGCACAUUACGCAGCUGAUUGUUGGGAUGCUGAACUCUUCACCACUUACGGAUGGAUUGAAUGCGUCGGAUGUGCGGACCGAAGUGCAUACGACUUGACGGUUCACAAAGAGAAAACUGGCGCCCCACUAGUGGUUCGCGAGACAAGAAGCGAACCACUCGUCAUCGAAGAGUACGAGAUCGACCUUGAACGCAAGAAGCUUGGCCCCAAAUUCCGUAAAGACGCCAAAGCCGUCGAGACAGCUGUUGAGGCUCUCACCCAAGAUCUCCGAGAGAAGCUCUCUUUGACACUUGAAAAGGAUGGCAAGAUUGAAAUCGCUACUCCUGGUGUCGGUAACGGAACCACAGAACUCGACAAAGAGCUUAUCAAGAUCGAGAAGCGAAAACGAACCGAAUGGAUCAGGGAAUACACACCUAACGUCAUCGAGCCCUCUUUCGGUAUCGGACGCAUUCUAUACAGCUUGAUGGAGCAUGUGUUCUGGACCAGAGAAGGAGAUGGCUCUCGCGGAGUCUUGUCGUUCCCUCCCGCCAUUGCUCCAACCAAGGUCUUGCUUGUGCCUUUGUCAAGCAAUGCCGACUUUGCUCCUUUCAUCAAGCGUAUCUCCUUGAGACUGCGACGGGUCGGAGUUUCCAACAAAGUUGAUGAUUCCUCUGCCAGCAUUGGCAAACGCUACUCACGAAACGAUGAACUUGGAACACCCUUCGGCAUCACCAUCGACUUCCAGACCGUUAAAGACGACACAAUCACACUUCGUGAUCGUGACUCGACCACCCAAGUCCGUGCAAGUGAAGAUGAUAUCAUUGCCGCCAUCAAGAACUUGGUUGACGGAGAGGAAACCUGGGAAGACGUCCAAAAGAGACUCCCUGCUUUUGAAGGACAAGAGGUAGACUAGAGGAAAAGCCAAUCAACAUUGGACAAGGAAGAGCAAGGGUAUGGUUGUCAGCGAUAAGGGUUGUGUUAUUUUGGUUUGAUCUGUUGCGAGGAUGAUACCCGACCUUUGAUGGUGCGAUCUACUUUUUCUGUGUAUGAAAAGUCUAGUUGAGCACCUCGGAUGACGGCCAGAGCACCGUGGCGGGAAACAGCUGGGCCGUGUACCAAUACUAUAGAGUCACGUAUUAUAUUAAAUGGGGAGAUGAUGAUUUACGAGGCAAAGUGUAAGGUAUCUAUGUUUGUUGCGAGUGAUAAGUGUCUUAGACGUGUAGAAUCUAGAAUAC
Messenger RNA from Exophiala mesophila, 2517 nucleotides. Its product is annotated as glycine-tRNA ligase. Gene Ontology annotation, cellular component: mitochondrion; cytoplasm. NCBI's taxonomy places the organism in Eukaryota, Fungi, Ascomycota, Eurotiomycetes, Chaetothyriales, Herpotrichiellaceae. Gene Ontology annotation, biological process: mitochondrial glycyl-tRNA aminoacylation. Gene Ontology annotation, molecular function: ATP binding; glycine-tRNA ligase activity. The record is from RefSeq and is a predicted model, not a curated record. The coding region runs from base 99 to 2195 and encodes 698 amino acids. The transcript has a single exon.